AUGCUCGAGAGCCUGGUGUGCCUGGCAUGCGUCCUGGGAGUCAGCUCCAAGCCGCGGCAGCCGAAGGCGAGCUACGUGAAGGUGCCGCAGGUCCCGGAGCCCCCGAGCUGUGGCCUUGCUGAGCUCCUCACGAAGCCCACCUUGUCCUGGCCUUUUGAAACGACGGAUGUUGCAGAAGCCCAGUUUGUCGGCCUGGCAGCGACGGUGGUGCGGGAAGCAGCUCACGGGGCUUGGGCAUACGUGGACGCCAACCAAGAUGGCCAUUUGGGCAUCGAGGAACUCUCGAAAGCUGUCAGCGAAUCCUGGGUGACCUCCAAGGCUUCGAAGCGCUUUCAGCCAAAAGCAGGCUCCUGGCCUUUCCUCUAUGCCUUGGCAGAGGAGUUUGGAACCAAGGAUCUCUCGAGGUCGGCCAGGCUGGAUGUCUCUGCCAUGGAGGAGCUGGUCGACAAGCUGCUGAGGUCUGUCAAGUUCUUGGACGAGCGAAGAGCUUUGUUUGAUGAAGUUGCGGGCGAUGGCGUCGGAGAUGAGGAGGGUACCUUCUCGAGGCCCCUGUGGGAGGCUUGGCGUUCGGCACAUCAAAACGAGAGUUCUGCAUGGGCGGCAUGUGUUGAGGCACAUCAUCAUGAUAUUAAUACUGUUAACAUUGCUGAUGGUCUAGGAGUCGAGAACUGA
Molecule: messenger RNA, 672 nt
Organism: Symbiodinium natans
Lineage: Eukaryota; Dinophyceae; Suessiales; Symbiodiniaceae
Source: the annotation of a GenBank genome assembly